AAAAAAAAACCGCAGUCUUGUCUUGACGUCAUGCGAAUGAUGGUUAUUUAGCAUACGUGAUUUGGUUAAUUGUGGUGCAUUUUGUGGAUUUUUAUUGAUGUGUUUACUUAAAUCGCAAGAAUGGAGACUGAAAGGAUGAUAGAAGAUACUAUAUCUCCACAGGUGACGUCAUUAACAUGUCUCGACACCGGUGUGAGGCCCGCGCCGAGCAGCGCCGCGUACGCGGCAGAGCGAGACAGCUGCUUAAACUUCUUCACAAGAUGGAACGAGACAGAUCAGGUGGAGUUUGUGGAGCAGCUGCUGGCACGCAUGUGCCACUACCAGCAUUGGCACAUCAACGCAUAUCUCAAACCGAUGCUGCAGAGGGAUUUUAUCAGUAUGCUGCCAAAAAAAGGCCUCGACCACGUUGCAGAGAACAUACUGUCGUAUCUGGACGCCGGUUCGCUGUGCGCGGCGGAGCUGGUCUGCCGCGAGUGGCAGCGGGUGAUAUCCGAAGGGAUGCUCUGGAAGAAGCUCGUGGAACGCAAAGUCCGGACGGAUUCUCUGUGGCGAGGGCUAGCGGAGAGGAGAGGAUGGAUACAAUACUUGUUCAAACCGAAGCCGGGUUGCCAGCAUCCGUCUCAUUCCUUCUACAGACAACUCUAUCCCAAGAUAAUACAGGACAUACGGUUAAUCGAGGACAAUUGGCGAAUGGGCAGACAUAACUUACAGAGGAUAAACUGCAGGUCGGAAAACUCGAAAGGCGUGUAUUGUUUACAAUAUGACGACAACAAAAUUGUGUCCGGCCUCCGGGAUAACACAAUCAAGAUCUGGGACAGGAAAACGUUACAGUGCGUUAAGGAGCUGCAGGGCCACACAGGCUCGGUGCUGUGCCUGCAGUACGACGAGCGCGCGAUCAUCUCGGGCUCCUCCGACAGCACCGUGCGCGUGUGGGACGUGGCCUCGGGCGCCAUGCUCAACACGCUCAUACACCACUGCGAGGCUGUGCUGCAUCUAAGGUUCUGCAACGGGAUGAUGGUCACGUGCAGUAAGGACAGAUCGAUAGCUGUGUGGGACAUGACUUCGACGACGGAGAUUCUCUUACGCCGCGUGUUGGUGGGACACCGCGCGGCCGUCAACGUCGUGGACUUCGACGAGAAGUAUAUUGUUAGCGCCAGCGGCGACCGGACUAUUAAAGUGUGGAACACGUCGUCGUGCGAGUUCGUGCGCACGCUGAACGGACACAAGCGCGGCAUCGCGUGCCUGCAGUACCGCGACCGGCUGGUGGUGUCCGGCUCCAGCGACAACACCAUCCGCCUGUGGGACAUCGAGUGCGGACAGUGCAUACGCGUGCUGGAGGGCCACGAGGAGCUCGUGCGCUGCAUACGAUUUGACAACAAACGCAUCGUGAGCGGCGCUUACGACGGCAAGAUCAAAGUGUGGGACUUGCCCGCGGCGCUCGACGUCCGCACGCCGCACCAGGACCUGUGCCUCAGGACGCUGGUGGAGCACACGGGGCGCGUGUUCCGGCUGCAGUUCGACGAGUUCCAGAUCGUGUCGUCCUCACACGACGAUACCAUCCUCGUGUGGGACUUCCUCAACCACAACCACAACCACAACCUCAACCUCAACCUCAACCACGGCGCCGCCGCGCCCGCGCCCGCGCCCGCGCUGCGCGCGCGCACGCCCGACCACGACCGGGAUCUCUACGACUAGGUAACAUGUGAACACAUAGACUGAUCGGAAACGAAGUUACGCGUAAAAUAAGCGUAACAGUGUGAUAGUGCGUAAAUACCUGUGACUGUGGAACAGAUAUGCGUGCGUAAUACCUGUUACUGUGGAACGGAUACGCGUAAUACCUGUUACUGUGGAACGGAUACGCGUAAUACCUGUUACUGUGGAACAGAUACGCGUAAUACCUGUUACUGUGGAACGGAUACGCGUAAUACCUUUUACUGUGGAACGGAUACGCGUAAUACCUGUUACUGUGGAACGGAUACGCGUAAUACCUGUUACUGUGGAACAGAUACGCGUAAUACCUGUUACUGUGGAACAGAUACGCGUAAUACCUGUUACUGUGGAACGGAUACGCGUAAAUACCUGUUACUGUGGAACGCGUAUCCGGAACAGCUUGGGUGCUGUGGUGCGGUCUAAAAGGAACUGUGCGGUAAUAUGGACUGAUUUGAAUUUUUUUAGCUGAAUAUAAAAAUAUUAUGUGAGUUGUCUUAAUAAAAAUCCGUGCAUAUCUAAUGCGUAUGCAGCACGAUUGUAUAUGAUUUUCGAUCUCUGUAGCCUAAUUAAUGGUUAUCACUCCGACAGACUCGACAGACUGCUAAACUGGAGUACCAACUCAAUCUGUGUGAUUUGUAUAUAUAUUUACUUACUAUAAUAUCAAACGCCACGUGUACACACGCGCAUACGUUAAAAGUUCGAUACAAUCGUGAUGCAAACGCGUUCGCGAACAGAAUAAAGGGUUUUCCAAACUCGGGACACUAUAUUAAAUCACCAUAUUAGUAUAAAUAUGAUAGCAAUCUGUAAAACAUAAUAAUAUUAAUAUUAUAUUUAAUAUAAAACGCGAUAAAUACGAAUUUAGUCUAUAAAUUUAGUGUCCUUUGUGCUGGUAACACUUGAUUUUUCUAUUGCUAAACAAAAUUGCAAUUGUCUAUACUCAAACUAGUCAAGUCGGGUACUUUUUUCAAAAUGUCAAAAACAAGAUUUUGUGACAGUGAGUUUUGUGACGUCGCGGAUAUUGGAGUCAAAAAGCAAUAUUCUAAUAUAAUUACUUUAACGAGACAGAAAAUAUAAUAAAUCUUGUAAUAAAACAAUUAUAGUGAAGUACUUUAAAUCUAAAGUAUGUUUUGUCUCGUUCUGUCAAUGUCAAAUAGUGUUGUAAUGACGAAACACGUAAAGUGUGAUAAUGACGAAACAUAUUUCAGCUUACAGUAAAGCUUCAACUCUUAUGAAAUUUCGUAAAGUUGAAAUACUUAUUUAGACUCCAAUCUCGUCCCAAAAUUAUAACGAAACGGAUAAGUUUAAUGCCUAAUUUUUUUUUAUGUUCUAUUAAGUGUUGCCAUCAAGGUUGUCUAUGUUUAAGGUCAUUAUUAUUCCGAAUUUCAUCUAAAUCGGCCUAGCUGUUUAGCCGUGAAAGCAUGGCAGAUAGACAAGACUAUAAUAUUAAUACGGAUAUGUCGAUGGGACGAGUCUCUAACGGGUUGAGUUAGGAAUGGGACGAGUUUUUUCAGAAGGGCGAAGUAGCGUACUGGACGAUUUAUUAACGGUACAAAUGUUUUAAGUGGGGCGAGUUGUGAACGGGACGAGCUAGUAAUGGGGCAAUUUUUUUUUAAGUGAGACCGGUUGGAUAAGCUCGAGUUACGAUUACGAAUGAGAAAAGUUUUCAUGUAGAUGGAACUUGUUUUUGGAAAACCCUUUACUAAACAUACAAAUAUUCCGAUUGGAAAUGUCUAGGCGCAGAAAGUCACUAUCGCAAAAUGUCAAUGUGAAAAUGUUACUAUUACAUACAAUGUGACUUUCUAAAACCUUUGCAAAACGACUGGCAACGCGUCGUCGACGCAGACACCGAGCAGAGCGCGACGGAGCAAUGAGGCCGCGCUAUAAUGUUACGAGAGUUUUGGGAGAUAUAUUAUACAUCGACUGACUAAAGCAGGGAAAACAUUUAAAUGAUUGAGGCUCUUUAAAUAAUGAUUUGCGAAAGUGAUUUUUUGUAUAAAGAUCAAAAUUAAUUUGUCAAUAUAGUGACUAUUCUACAGUAAAAAAUGUAUCACAAUAUUGGAUGUAGUUUUUGAGACUAUAACAGUAUGUAAUGUAUAUAUGUAUUGUGUUGUUACAGUUUUAUUCAUAAAUAUUUUCAACCACUUGUUAAAGCCUAAUUUUGUUACAAUGUGCUUUUUCUCUAUCUUACACACAUUGAAAGAAAGGGGACGAAAAUAUUUUAGAUAAACUAGAUUUAUUAAGCGGUUGAAAAUUAUGAAUAAGGUUUGAAUCCAGUCCGAUUUAUAAUUCAAUUAAACUGAGUAAUAUAGUUUAAACAUUACAUUUUGUUCCUUAUUAUUGUAAAUUAUUUAAAAAAAUAUUUCUAGUAAUUUUGAGAUAGAUAUGGCCUGAUUACGUUUUUUUAAAUCUGCAUAUUGUUUAAAGAAGCAAAAUAUUUAGUCCUUUUCAAUAUUUAUUAUAAACGAGACAAAACAUUUUAUAGCUACCAAUGUCCCACUGCUGGACAAGCCCCUCCCCUAACUUUCUCCACUCUUUUUCUUUAAUAAUACAUUUCACUAUUUUUUUUUUUAAACCAAUUAUUUUUUUUGUAAUAUAUGGGAUUGUGGGCCUAAACGCGUGGUGAGAAGACCCAUAUUGCGACCAAAAUUGUGUUGAAAAUAUUUAUAUGUAAAUAAUAUAAUAAAAAUCUAUGAUAUACAGAGUAACAUCAAUUCGGAAACAUAAGCUUCCAAGGAGGUUUUCUAUUUCAAAAAACACAUAAUUCUCAGAGCUACACACUUUCGAAAUGGCCGUUGUCUCAAUGAACGAGUGAAAGAGAUGACAAUAUUGCUGAAAAAAUCUUCUAAAUGGUUUUUUGAAUGACAAUUAUUAAUAAGAGUCUAAUUAUAUUAAUAAAUGAGUUUCUUUUAAUACAGAAAAAAUAGCUAAAUCAUAUUUAAUGUCAGUAAGAGAUUGAUUCUCAAAAUGUUUGACUACUGCAUCGUAUAACAAAUAUAUAUAUAAAUCUAACUGAUGUAUAUCUGCACAAACCGAGGGUCUAAAUAAGUCGAAAUGUUUCCUUUUAGUUUUUUUAGUCUGCCUGUAUUUUAAACGCGUAUGACGGAAAAUAGAAUGAACAGAUCUGAAUGAAAUUGCCACAGAGAUAGGCAUUUGUAUAGCAGAAGACUUCUAAUUCUGCAAAAAUAUGCGACUACUGUGGUUUAGAUUUUUACUAAUGCCUCUACCAUAUAGUUUUAUAUACGUAGUUAUGAUAAUUUAAUGCAAAGGUUUUCAUAUUUAGAUCGUUGAAAUGUUAACAGUUCUUUUUUAUUAAUAAUUUGAGUGCGCGUGCCUCGAUCUAACCAGAUGGCCAGACUAGGGUUACUUGUCAAAUAAUAUUAGCAGUAACAUAUAAAACUCUGUAUGUAACAAGACGGUGCAGUAGGCAUACACGUAAAUAUGUAUGUAAAUUAUAAAUGUUUUUAUUGUAAAUAUAUAACAUAUGCAUUGUGCUUUUGAGCUGACAAAAGACUGUAUGCAAGUAUUUAGAUGGUAAAUUAUUGUUUUUUUUUUUAUAAUAAUAAUUAUUAUUAUUAAAUUAGGCUGUCCCCAAAGCUGUGUCGUAAAGUUUGACACAACAGAUAAAUUAUUGCAAUUGUAGAAAUUCGCCUCCAGAUAAAUUAUUCUUGUUGCAGUCUUGAUAUGUCCGUAGACUUUUUGUGGACAAACGACCUAAGUCACUUCGUCACUUUUUCAAAUGUUUAACGGUGUAAAAUUGGUCACUUUCAUAUAUAUAUAUAUAUUGAGACUAGAUGUGUUGCCCGGGGCUUCGCUCUCGUGGGAAUUUUGUGAUAAAAUAUAGCCCUAUAGCAAUCUCGGAUAAUGUACCUUUCUGAUGGUGAAAUAUUUUUUAAAUCGGUUCGGGUUCGGUUAGUUUCGGAGAUUACUCGCCUCAAACAUACAAACUCACAAACGCUUACCUCUAUAAUAAUAGUAUAGAUAGAAAAGUGACCAAUAUUUGACGAUGACUACUUGCGAAUAUGACUAGAUGUAUAAAUAUGUGCCCUGUGUAUAAUGAUAAAAAAUUUACAAUAAUAAUAGUGUUUUCGGUGAAAUUAUAAAAUGGAACUUGCAGAAAAUGUGCAGAAAAUACAAUUCAAUUUUAUCUGUAUUAUAUUUAUUAGUUUGUAAAGAAAAUUGUAUAUUUUCGCUCUAUCUUUAAAGCACAGCGUUGGGGUAAGAUUAAUUAUUAACGCACCGAUGGUAACCAAUGUGAAAAUGCCCAUAGAAAUAUAUCCUCGUAAUUAUUUUCCUUUUUUUUUUAUUCUCUCACAAAACUACUUUUAUCGGCAACCUUGGGGAUGCAAGUUAUUUUGAUCCUUAUUGACAUCACUCACCAUAUACAUUAUAUAUGUUCCUAUAACGCAACCAAGCGGUCGGGUGUGGUCUAAAAUGAUGUCCAUAAGGGUCACAAUUGCAUGCACCCAUACAAAGAAUUGUGUCAAAUAAGCCAUGACCUUGGUAUAGCAGAGUAAAAUUCACUACAACUAUUUUGCUGGAUCGUAAGCAAGUCGUCCCAUUCGCAACUCGACCCAUUCGUAACUUGUUCCAUUCGCUAUACGAACCGUUUGUAUAGUUUAUUCACGCCUCGUCCUGUUCACAACAGGUCCCGUCGGCUAAGAACUUGCAAGUUUUGAUACCACUGGUUGCUAAGUGAUUCUAUUUUGAUGAAAUUUGUAACACGUUGAUGGAUGGCCUAAUGGUUUUUAGUUACGAAGCACUGGGUCAGUUGCGAAACGAAUGGGACUAGUUGAGAACGGGUCGAGUUGCGCAUGGGACGAGAGUUACGAAUUAAAGUACUUGAUAACGAUCCAAUAAGAUGAAUAUUUUUGACAUAAGGCAGUGGCCUAUGUCAAAAAUACAAACUCAAAACUGUUAGGGUUGCCAAAAGUGUGGAUUUAGUCUUUCAAAAUUGAUUGGAAAAUAUUUUUGUACAUUACAAUUUUUCUUGUGUUCAAAUUGUAAUAUUAUGUAAGUUUUCCAUAUAUAUUUAUCAUACAUACAUCGUGUUUUUAGACCAUAAUAUUCAAGAUCUGUAUAGCCAAUGUUCUAUAUCGAAAAAUAACAAAUUAUAGGUAUAAUUAAAUGUUGCAAACCGAACGCCA
This is a messenger RNA of Plodia interpunctella (Indianmeal moth), 6854 nucleotides long. It is a transcript of the gene slmb, whose product is annotated as supernumerary limbs. Gene Ontology annotation, molecular function: protein dimerization activity. The transcript has 12 exons. Bases 121 to 1695 code for a protein of 524 amino acids. Lineage: Eukaryota; Metazoa; Arthropoda; Insecta; Lepidoptera; Pyralidae. The record is from RefSeq and is a predicted model, not a curated record.